GCUUCCCUUUCGGCCGGAAAGCGCGCGCUGAGCGGAGAUUUCUUUGUUUUCCGGAGUUUGGACGGAUGUCCAGGUGAAGAUGUCUGCGUGUCCCGAUGCACCUUGUGUCCCUGCGCUGGGCAGUGGAGACAGUCUCCAUCAACAAGGUGUCCAUAGCAAGGUCUUGGCUUCCUUCCCACUUUGUCAGCUCACUGAAGAGGACCUUACCCAGAACCCCCUCUUCUGCAAGUUCUUAGCCACACUGUCUCACCAUGUGGACCGGACUGGCCUCGCUGUGUCCCUGAAGGAGGAGUUGGAGAAGGCAGAGAGAGAGCUCCAGACGCAGAGACUGGCCUGGCUGCAGUCAGAAAGUUUGUUCCGGCUUCUGCAGGAGAUGAUCCAGGACCACUGCGUCAGACAGCAUCACAACAGUACCUCCUCGGAGGAUAACAAGUUCUAUGAAACCAUGGAGCAGUGUCUGUUGGUGGCCCAGUGUGUAAGGCAGCUGGAUCCCAGUUCCACCACCGGUCAGGAGCAGCCGCCUCUGCUGGGACUCUCUGCUAAACACGUCCUGGACCUUAUGCCUCCUGAGAAGGACGUUCGGCAUAUGAAACAGAGGCUCCUAGCGGAGCUGGAAAUCCGUUUGAAGAAGAAGUGUUUUAAUAUUUUGUCAUACUACCAGCCUGACUGGGAGGACGAGAGUGAAGGACUGAAAAACCUGAAGCUGUCGCGGCUGCCGGAGACCCUGGAGAGCGAAAGUAAAAGAGUGGAGGCUUUGAGGGAGAAGGAGUGGGAGCGCGCCACCCUGCUGCAGAGGCAAACUCACUAUUAUCUGUCUGAAUUAAUGGGCUGCAUGCAGAUCUUACAGUCACUCAUUCUGGACUAUCAUUUGAAAGCUCAGAAGGAACUGGACAAGAAAAAGGUUGAUUAUCUGGAGGCCAAGUGUCAAAUCGUCAUUCGGAAGAUCAGGGCAGAGAUGUUGCAGCUCCAGCUGGACACUUACACAGCAGAGAAAAUAAGUGCCCAUCGGAAAAUCAAGGAGAAGCUGGAUGCUGAGCUGAAGGCUGUUCGGGCAGAGAAGCAGUCAGCAGAGUCCAUGUUGUCCUCUUUUGAGAUCCUGGGGCAGGAGUUCGAGGCGUUGGUGCAGGAAUACUCACAGCUGCGACUGGAGAUCGACAACAAGAGCUGGGCCCUGAGGGAGUUCUCCCAGCACAGUCACUGAGGGGAAGUUCGUCUGUGUGCGCUCACCCUGUGCAUUAAUCAUUUACUGUGUACAGUUCUGAACUCAGUCUGUCUAAUAUUGGAAAAAUAUAUUGUUAAUAACUCCACUUUUAUUGAAAAAAUAGAGCAUCACCCAAACA
Scleropages formosus (Asian bonytongue) is the source of this 1340-nucleotide messenger RNA. RefSeq names its product HAUS augmin-like complex subunit 4. Gene Ontology annotation, molecular function: microtubule minus-end binding. Gene Ontology annotation, cellular component: HAUS complex. The transcript has 10 exons. The coding region runs from base 80 to 1201 and encodes 373 amino acids. NCBI's taxonomy places the organism in Eukaryota, Metazoa, Chordata, Actinopteri, Osteoglossiformes, Osteoglossidae. Gene Ontology annotation, biological process: centrosome cycle; spindle assembly. The record is from RefSeq and is a predicted model, not a curated record.